UAUGAUGUAUUUAACCAACGAUAAAACGUUCUUUCGUCUAUUUUGUGAUAAAAUUUAUUCUAAUGUAAACUCUACAGUCAGUCAAGUGAUUUGUCUAUUCCUCAUAGCGUGAUUCAAACUUGUUCAAUCCAUUUCAUUGUCUCAUUUAAUGGCUUUUAUAUCAAAUAUUUCUGCAAAACAUUUGGCUGAAAACGAAAAUUGAGUUUGAUAAUUUGAAAACACUCAAAAAUACGGAUCGAAAUAAACUUUUGGGUGAUUUCCCUGAAAAUCAGUGGUCAAAAUGAAGAUUUUCAGUACUAGGAAAUAAACCCUUCCAACUUGGUCACAAUGUGAUUUUAAAAAAGACAAUUGACUAUAGCUGUUUGAUUCUGACAAAGAAGAUUCACGAGCUUUAAUUCUAAAACUUUAUUUUAUUUUCUUACAUUUAAACUCUUGAAUGAUUAUAUAUCAAAAUUACAGUGGCUGGUUUAGGACAGGUGGAAGAUUUUGUUUUGAAAACUUCGUUCCCACGAAAUAAAAUUCGUUCCCACGAAAUAAAAAUUUGUUCCCAAGAAAUAAAAUUCGGUCCCACGAAAUAAGGUAUUCUCAAUAAUUUUUGUCAAAGGACUUCUAAGCUUGUGACUGAGUCCAUAACAUUUAAUCACUAGUCAAACUGAACCUUUAUUUUGCUUCUUUAUAUAUUAAUCAACCUUUGAAGCACCAUAAGCCAUAGCAUCUAUAUAUCAGUAAAACAAUCCUUAACAUAUAGUUUGUGACCAUGCACUUCUCUGCUCUUAUUAGCAGAGAGUAACCUAUAUUCUAUGCAUUAUAAAUAACUUUUCACAUCCUCAUGUCGAUGCACAUUUAUUGAUGAGGACAUAUCUAAGGUCCAUGCUACUGAGGUCAGAUGAAUUCCAAAAAAAGAAUCCUACUUGUUUACUUCCGCAUUGUUAAUGAUUAAUAUUUUCAAUGGACGACGAUGGUGUAUCUUGUGGUAGUAGUAGUUCUUCUCAUCCAGAACAUUAAAGGUUCGUUGAUCAAUUCUUCAUGCAAGAAAACAAAAGACUGGAAGAACUACGAUUGCCAAUGCCCCAUAAAUCACACAAUUUAUAUCAAACAUCACGUCAUCGAGGAUGGGUUUCAAAGAUUAUCACCUAUCGACAUUGUCCUCGGGUGUAACACCACGAACGCUGUGUAUUGUGGUAUCCAGUUCCCAGUCAACCAUCGGACAGAAAGAAACAACAGUGCUUUUGCAUCUGCUGUCAAGAUGUGCAAUGGCAAAAACCGGUGUAAUCUGUCAAACGAAUAUUUUCAAACAAUGGAGACAAGUCUUCGAAAAUCCUGCAAAGACUCCAAACGACCAGGGCUUCAGAAUGCGUCAUUUCGACAGAGCAUUGUCUAUGAGUGUAUCCAAGAUUAUCAAGUCGUUGAUACAUGUGUGUGCAGAAAAGAUACCAGAAGUCCCCAAAUUUAUCUACAGUCGACUGGUAACAAGGGUAAUUGUUCUUGUCACAUAAGUGGUGACGUGUCACGAGUCGAAAUUUUACAGACUGUUAUGGUGGAACUUAUGAUGUCUGACAAUGGAAUCCUUCAUUACGAACACCAGAACUACAAUGUUGAUUUAUAUGGAGUCAAAGUUCCCCCUUCAAAAGAGAAACUUCUCGUGAAAAUAAAGACUCAUUCUACAGAGAGUCGAGUACUGAUUAAAGUGGCGGGAAAUGUAACAUUUUAUUGUAUGAAAGAAGAAUUAACUGCCAACACCAACGAAAACAGUCAGUCAAUAAAUGAUUCAGAGAGUCUUUUGAAUUGCACAUCAAUGGAAAACUCAACUUCAACAUUACUGUCGACAGCAGAUCUCAAUACAGCUGCUAUCUCAAAAUCAUCCUAUUCGGGGAAUAUUAAUCCCAAAAAUGGUGGUACCACUACGAGCAAAAUGAGAAAAGGUGAUAACUCAAGUAAUGACAAAGCUGAGAUAAGGAGUUUGGUUCUUAUCUUUACUGCUAUCAUGUUGCUGGUGAUAUUCCUGUUCCUGUGUUCCGUCAUCCAGAGAAGAAAGGAUAGAGAUCUGCUGAAGGCUAUAUUCCAUAGACUGGAAGAGAUUGAUUCUGACACGCGUGUGCAACGCACGGAAAUAACAAGUCAAGUACAGAGAUCUGAAAGCAAUCGAAACUAUCAGGAGAUUCCGUUACAGUUCCUAAACCAUCCAAGGGUCAAAAGUAUAAAUAAUGCUGUGUAUGAAAGUGGCACUUCAAAUCAGGAAAACGCAAACGGUGACAAUGAACAAGACGUAAACUCAUUGGCGAACUCCUUGGGCGCACAGAGCGAUCGUUUCUUGCUGGAGAAUGACAAUGGUAAAGGGGUGUAUGAACUGCAGAAACAAAUCGAAAUAUGAUACCGUUACUGAUUUUUAAAGUUUUAAUCAAUGUUUUGUCACCUGUGACAUUUUUCCUGAUUAUACUUUGUACAUCGUAUUUGACAGUCGUCGUGGUUGCUUUACUUUUCCUACUUUAGACCUCUCCAGAACCUCUAGACCAUUAUCUGAGACAGGUAUCCCUGGGCAAUCGGGAUUCAAGUUUAGUUAGAAAUUAAAAAUCAAGUCCAUUCGAAAGCCUGAUAAUUGCAGGAUAGUAAAAAUUAAGUGAAUAUUUAAAUACUUUCCUCUCAAUAAACGAUUUUCCGGAAAGGCAGAAAAUCACAAGGAAGUUUAUCUAUUGGAAAUUCAUGUUUGGCCAUACCAUGAAGACCUGCCAUACUCUAGGACCAUGAUAAAAUCACAACAGUCGAUAUAGGGAUAUAUAUAGGGGGAUUCAAAAACACACUUUGUAUAAUGUCAAGUGAAUAUCAAAUCAGCAAAUUCAAGCUUGUUCAAAUUAUGACAUUUGGGGGGACAGAUGUCACCACGAUGAAUUUCAAGUUUUACACAGGAGUAUACAAGGAACUUUUCUCAUGAAGCACUAGACAACAAUUUGUCAAAUCAACAAGCAGGGAUAUAUACGGAAAUCCAUUCGAAUAGAUCUCAUUCAUACCAAUCACAUGAAUGCACUUCGUCAAGUGAAUAUACAAGUUCCUCGUGCGGUGUAAAACCACGAUUAGACAGAAUAGGGACUUAAAAUUUUACAUUACGAAUGUAUAUCGGUAAGGUCUUCAUUUCAAGAACAGCAUAAAAAUGCAAUUCCAAAUUAACAUAAAAUAUCCUAGCGAGAUGUAUUCACCAUCGAUGGUUAAAAGUGCCGUUUUAGAAGGAGAGUAGUCUGAAAUAGAAAAUGCAAACCUCUGCUAGACUCGAACCCGCUAUCUAAAGAUCAGCAAUCUUAAAUCCCUGCUAGACUCGGACCCACUAUCUACAGAUCAGCAAUCUUAAAUCCCUGCUAGACUCGAACUCGCUAUCUACAGAUCAGCAAUCUUAAAUCCCUGCUAGACUCGAACUCGCUAUCUAAAGAUCAGCAAUCUUAAACCCCUGUUAGACUCGAACCCGCUAUCUAAAGAUCAGCAAUCUUAAACCCCUGCUAGACUCGAAUCCGCUAUCUACAGAUCAGCCAUCUUAAAUCCCUGCUAGACUCGAACUCGCUAUCUACAGAUCAGCAAUCUAAAACCCCUGCUAGACUCGAACUCGCUAUCUAAAGAUCAGCCAUCUUAAACCCCUGCUAGAAUCGAACUCGCUAUCUAAAGAUCAGCAAUCCUAGUCAACAUAUAGAAAACAUCUGGUUAUCAUGUGGCAUAGCAUACAUUGGUAUGUCGAUUCGAUCUACCCCAAAUGAACUCAAAAUAAAACAUACCACGAAGUCUUCCGUAUAUGUCUCAUAUUUGGAUAUUUCAUUGAACAUAGAUGUUAACGACAACCCUAAAAACACAAUUUUAUGACGAACGAGAUGACUUUAGCUUCUCCAUCAUUUGUAUUCUUCUCCAUCAUUUGUGUAGCAAUACUUCAUUAUCACCUGCAUAUAGUGUUUAUGUCUCUCCAAUGAUUCGAUAUGCGAGAAUAUCUUAUGUCUAUGAUAUAAUUUUUAAAUCGAUGCUAGCUACUGACAAACAAGUUGAUGUUACAAAGGUUUCAACAGUCAUGUUUAAGAUCAGCAUUUCGCAAACUUUAUGCUCGUUUUAAUGAUUUAGUCUGCUGGUACAAGAUGUCACAGAGUCGAAUGCCGUCUGAUGUGUUUCCACACCAUUGUUAGACUGAUCUUUACACACUGAUUUUGCCUAGGAUUACUCUGUUUACCUGAUCAAGAUAUAGGGCGUUCGGCGGUCGUGACUGGUCAACGGGGGAUGCUUACUCCUCCUAGGCACCUGAUCCCACUUUUGGUACAUAUGUAUACCCAGGAGUCCAUUUUGUAUUCUUUAUAGGAUUGAUCACUGCUAUUUACCUUCAUUUUAGUGACUUCAUCCUAAUUACAAUGGGUUUUCAUUAACAUUUCUUCCUUGUUUUUAAACAUUUCAUCAACAGAAUAAAACGUGAUAUGAAUACAAAACACUUAUAAGAGAAUACUUUGUUUGAGACCUUUGGAUAUUUGAUCACUUAGAAUUCUCGAUUAAUCAGGAAGUUAUAAGAUAUCAUCAGUGGCAUCCAUCAAUUCCAAAUCCUCAUAACCUUGAAAUUUUCAACCGGAAAACAUGAUGAGCGACGUCACUCACUGGCAUUAUCUAUAAUAUUUCCCAAAGUGUGUGACUUUAUGAUUUAGGAAUCGCUCAUGUGUGGUAAGUAUGACAAAGUCCCUGUUCAUUUUCUGAUUUCAUCGCUUAUUUAUAGAAUAUUACUAUUCAUUAGUCCAGUUCUUUCGCAGAUUCGUAAAGUUUGUUACACACGUUAAAAGGUAUUGUGUUUUAGAUCAAAAUAUCUCCACUCAGUUAGCAGAUUUGUUCUACUUUAUUCAAUUCAGAUCCGAAUCUAAAUUUGAAAAUUAGGCGAAUAAAAGAUGUAUUUCCAAUUUAAACAUUUUCACAGAUUUAAGCUAAUGUUUUUCUCAGGAGCGUAGGAGAAGGGCUCGACCGGGGCACCUCCACCCAUCCCCACCCCCUCCUACAGGAACAUACCUGCCCCUGUCAGAUUAGAAGUAGUUUCAAUCUGAGUAAUUUGGUAUAAAGUUCAAACAAUCAUUUGAUUUAAAAUCACACCUUCCUUUUCCUUCCAAUUCUUCCCCCAACUCCAACCCCUUUGUCGGACUGCAAGCAUUUUAGAGAAAAGAAAAGUUAUAUAUAUAAAAUGAUAAUUAUUUCCUUUCAUCUGUAUUUUCAUAUUGUCAAAAUAGUGAAAUAAUUAAUCAUAUGAAAGUUAUUUAUGGAAUAUCUGACUAUACGUUUGAUGUUGUGUGUUAAGCAUUACAGUCUGGAUAACAUAUUAGCCCGAAUAUUGUUCAUCAUCUGUUUAAUGAUCAUUAUUUCGUGUGAAUGAAAUUAACAAUAAUAAAAUAUAUGAAAUGUG
Messenger RNA from Ostrea edulis (European flat oyster), 5395 nucleotides. RefSeq lists its product as uncharacterized. The transcript is spliced from 7 exons. NCBI's taxonomy places the organism in Eukaryota, Metazoa, Mollusca, Bivalvia, Ostreida, Ostreidae. Bases 959 to 2371 code for a protein of 470 amino acids. The record is from RefSeq and is a predicted model, not a curated record.